Messenger RNA from Paramecium sonneborni, 768 nucleotides. Lineage: Eukaryota; Ciliophora; Oligohymenophorea; Peniculida; Parameciidae. The record is from the annotation of a GenBank genome assembly.
AUGGAACUACUUCAAUUAAGUUCUAAUCAUAUUGAAUUCACAUACAAUAAAUAUGAUAAUAUGCAAUCCACUAUGGUUAUUUACAAUAAUACGCUCACUCCAAUUGCUUAUAAAGUAUUAUUUAUUUUAUUUUUAUAGUUCAAAGCAUCAAAUAGAAAUAUCUUUCUUGUAAGACCAUCAAUUGGUAUUGUUUAACCUAAAUAAAAUCAAUUCAUUAGAGUUACUCUUCAUUGUAAAGUCUUUGAAAAUACUUCUAUCAAUGAAUUUAAUGAAAAAUUACAAUUAAUUUCAUUUCCCAUUUUCUCUGGAAUCCAGGAUCCAACACCCAUUUUCAAAGAUUCAACUAGAUAAUUUGAAAAUUAAAAAAUUAAAAUUGUCAUCUCUUCUUUUGACAAAUAAAUUAUGUCAUAAAUUGGUGGAAGUCCUAAUUUUGUUUUUGAAUCACUUCAUAAAUAGAAUAGUUAAUUUGACUAGUAUAAUCCUCUUAUUGAACCUAAAUAUGAUCAAAAUAGAUUUAAAGUUUAAUAGUAUCAAGCCAAAAAUUAAGUUAUGCAAUAAGAAAUUGCUUAAAAAGAAUAAUAAUUAGUAUUAUUUUUAUUUAUACUUAAGUUAAAUUUUUAAAAGACUCAUAGUGUUUCUAAUGAAAAAUUUAACAAUGAUCCUAAUAAGAAUUCAAAGGACACUUUACUACUUAUCAUAGUGAGUAUAAUGUCGUUUUACAUAAUUUUAAGAUAUUUUGAUAUAAUAAAUAAAGUUAAUCCAAGAUGA